AUGUCUGAUGAUAAGAAGAAUGAGAAUCUGGUGAAGUUAUGCGGGCGAAAGCUGACGGAGUUGUACAAAUUCGCCACGCCCGAGGAGAUUUUUAAUUUUCUCAAAGAGGUUUGCAGCAAGCCUGAAAUGUUUGAUAUUCAAGAUGUUGAGAUACAGAAACAGUUGGGGGUUGUUUACACCAAUUUCAUAUCCCUGUGUGGGCCUGACAAUAAGAAUUAUACCGGCACUGGAAUCACGCCAGAGCAGCAUAUCUACCGAAUGAGAACACCUGAAGCCGACCUUGAUCCUAAACCUGAAGGCUGGUCUCUUUUUAAUGUCAAAAAAGAUUGGAAACUAGACGGCCCUUAUUUCUGGACAACUGAGAAAGAUUCUACGAGGAUCAAAGAACCAUAUUGGUCACACUAUGAUCUACUUGGACUCUUCCUCUCACUCAUGGGUCCUGCACAGCCUGGUGCGACCAAAUUAACCUUCUUUUUGCCUCUAACAGCAGUAUAUGCACGAUGGUGUUUAAUCAUCGGAGGCAAGGCAACGAGGGAAGAAGUUGUCGACGGAAAGAAGGAGAAACGAACGAUAGGGACUGGCGUUGGGGUAACUCCGACAAUUGCCCAAUGCACCUGGCGCCUUUCCAAAGGUGAAAAGGGUGGGUACGAGUUUUGCCUGGGGUCAUCACUGGCAGGAUACAGUUAUAAAGGAAAGGAGGGAGUGGUUGGUACCUGGCAGAGAAGACUGCAAAUGGGGCGUUUCAAUCUUCUCAGAGGCUACAAUUAUAUCGACCAGAUGCCGUGGGAAGCCGAGGUGGACGACCCCGACAAUCCUGGUCAAAAGAAAACAGUGGACGUGUUUUGGAAAUUUGACAAUUCUCCAGUAAUCAGUGCUGGUGGAAAUUCAAAAACCCACUUUGGUAACUGUGGAGAAACGUAUCCGUUCUUGCAGGUCUUCGGCCAAUGGAGCAAUGGCAAGCGCAGCGAUAUUAGCGGACUGGCCCUCUAUAAGAAUUUCUUGAAUGACAAGGAUAUGUGGGAGGACAUUUGUAUCGACAAACUCACAAAGGGAAAGUGGAAAGAGAGGGGACCAACGGGUAACAAAGAAGAUGUCUAUGAUAUUGGUUAUUUAUGGCCGCCUUGCGAUAACUGCAAGUAUCUUUUGGAAGUGGCCGGGUUUACCCCUUUGAACCAGACCAACUUCCAGCCGAUAACGGGUGUGUUGGCUGGACCUCCACCCAAACCCCCGAAACCCUGGGAUCCAUGA
Molecule: messenger RNA, 1248 nt
Organism: Fusarium sp. VM40
Lineage: Eukaryota; Fungi; Ascomycota; Sordariomycetes; Hypocreales; Nectriaceae
Source: the annotation of a GenBank genome assembly